GUGAGGCGGAAAUGAUGGUUGUUUGCAUGUUGGUAGUGGAGCUUCAGGUUGUUUUGUUCGGAGGUUUUUAAAGUUGUCAGAGUGAAAGUGUUUUGUAAAGUCAGUCACACAGAUGCGGGAAGAAGAGUCUUCCGAUUCCGAAUCAGGGAGGAUGGAGGAGAGUUCCAUCCGGAGGAGUUUGGAGGCGUUGUGUCAGCAGUUGAACAUGGACGAACAGACUGCGGCCGAAGCCAUGAACAACUUCACCGCCAUCUGGAACACAUACACACUGGAGGGAGAGGUGAUCCAUUGGUUGGCCUGCUCGCUGUAUGCAGCCUGCAGAAAGGGAUCCACUCCCACAGUGGGCAAAGGGCUGCUGGAAGGAAACUGUGUCUCCCUCACUAGGAUCCUUCGCUCCUCGAAACUCAGUCUGAUCCAGUUCUUCUCCAAGAUGAAGAAGUGGGCUGACAUGUCCAACCUGUGUCAGGAUUUCAGGCUGCGCAUGGAUCGGCUGGAACGCAACUUUGAAGUUUCCACCGUUAUAUUCCGCAAGUUUGAGCCAAUCUUCAUGGACAUUUUUCAGAACCCACAGGGAGGCGAGCCGCCACGCCAGCCGCGCAGCAGGAAACACAGGCGGCUGCCCUGUCACAUCAGCGAUGUGUUCAAGUUUUGCUGGACGUUGUUUGUCUUUACCAAAGGUAACUUUCGUAUGAUUGGUGACGACCUGGUGAAUUCAUACCACCUGUUGCUCUGCUGUCUGGACUUGGUGUUUGGCAAUGCGCUGCUUUGUGCCAACAGGAAGGACCUCAUCAACCCAACAUUCAAAGGACUGCCUGCUGCCUGUCGUGCUGACGGUCACCUGUCACCAGACGAGUCCCCUCCGUGUUUGUUGGAGAGGCUGUGUGAGCUUCACGAUGGCCUGGUGGUGGAUGCCAAAGGCAUCAAACGCCAUUACUUCAGACCAUACAUACAGAAACUGUUCCACAGACGGAUUCUAAGAGGCAAUGAGGAGCUUUUGACAGAACUGCUGGAUCCUCAGAACUUUGUGGAGAACAAUAAAGCCAUAAACAGGGAAUAUGAGGAGUAUGUGUUGACGGUGGGAGAUUUUGAUGAGAGAGUGUUUCUGGGAGCCGAUGCUGAUGAAGAAAUUGGGACUCCGAGGAAGAUUUUACAGGAGUCCUCCAGCAGCCAACCGAUGGUUCAGAGUCAGCUGCGGCAACAUGUAGAAAAGACAGGUUCUUUAGCUCCAUCCACUCCUCUGACCGGCCAAGCCUACUUAAAGGAGAAAGACCUACUCGUCACACCUGUUUCCUCUGCGACGCAGAGUGUUAGCCGGCUGCAGAGCAUGGUGGUGGGCUUGAGGACCGCCCCCAGCAGCCAGCUAAUGCAGAUUUUCAAAUCCUGUUCCAAAGAUCCCACAGACUCUAUCCUGGCCAGAGUGAAGACUCUGGGACAAAUGUUUAAAGAACGUUACACCAGUGAUUCAGAAGACGUGCCUGGCUCUCAUAUAGACUUUGCAGAGAACCGCAUGAAGCUGGCUGAGAUACUGUACUAUAAGGUCCUUGAGAAUGUCAUGGUUCAGGAGACCAAGCGUCUUCAAGGCAAAGACAUGAGCGUGUUGUUGGAGCAGGAUAUCUUCCAUUGUUCUCUCAUGGCGUGUUGUCUGGAGGUGGUCUUAUUCUCUUACAGCUCCCAGAGAACCUUUCCCUGGAUCAUCAAUGUCUUCAAACUGGCUCCAUUCUAUUUCUUUAAGGUGAUCGAGGUGUUUAUCCGCUCUGAAGAAGGCCUGUCCAGAGACAUGGUGAAGCAUCUGAACGCGAUCGAGGAGCAGGUUCUGGAGAGCAGAGCCUGGACUGCAGACUCUGCUCUGUGGAGUGCCCUCCAGACUGCCGGGAACAAGGUCCCCACUGUGGAGGAGGUGAACUUUUCCUCCAGUUUGGACUCAGGUUGUGUUUCUGCUAGCGGAGGAUAUUCCCAUCUACCUCUGGUUGCCCUGUCCCCAAUCAUCCAUCCUCGCAUCAGGGAGGUCAGAUCCUGCCUGGGAAGCGCACGCAAAGAUGUGCCUCCCUCUCCUCUGUCUGUCCAUGACAGAUACAGCUCGCCAGCGGCCGGGAGCGCUAAGCGGCGUCUGUUUGGCGAUGAGCCUCCAGCGCAGGCAUCAGGAGUCACCUCCACUGGGACCCCUGUGUCAUCCCCUGCCAAGAGGCUAACCUUUGGUUCAAAUAGCACCCUGAAGAUUGCAGCGCAGAGUUCACAGACGGCCGUGCUGACCCUGAACGCAAGCAACGGACAGCAGCUUAGUAUUCCACUGUCGGGUAUGAGCAGUGACAACACAAUCACGCUGAUCCCCGUUCAGUCGUGUGACUCCUCCGGUCCCAUCACAGCUCAGUUCCUCGUGAGCACUUCCCCCAGCUGCUCCACGUCUCUUCACACGACCUCUGACCCCCAGACGGGUCAGGGUCGACCUCAACGUACUGGCUCUCUGGCUCUGUUCUUCAGGAAGGUGUACCACCUGGCCAGCGUCCGGCUCAGGGACCUCUGUGGGAAGUUGGACAUUUCGUCGGAGCUUCACAGGAAAAUCUGGACGUGCUUUGAACACGCUGUGGUCCACUGCACGGAUCUGAUGCAGGACAGACACGUGGACCAGCUGCUGCUGUGCAGCAUUUACAUUAUUUCCAAAAUCACCAAAGAACCUCACACAUUCCAGGACAUCAUGAAGUGUUACCGCAGCCAACCACAAGCCAGCAGCCAUGUGUACCGCAGCGUCUUACUACGUCACACUCCCAGAGAGCAGGUGGCCGAUGAGAACAUGGAGGUGGAUCCCGCCUCAGGUGGUGAAUCUGCAGAGAAAACCAAUCAGGUCUCAGGAGAUACAAAUUCUGACCAGUCAGGUGAGGUGGAACGCGGCGACCUCAUCCAGUUCUACAACACGGUCUUCGUGCUGAAGAUAAAGAGCUUCGCACUGCGAUACGCAAACCACGACAACAGGGCGGACGCUCCUCCUCUCUCACCGUUCCCGUCGGUGCGAGCUCACCCUCUGUCUCCUCGUCGUGUCUCCCAGAGACACUCCCUGUAUGUGUCCCCACACAAGUCUUCCACAGGCUGCCUCACACCAAACUCCUACACCUACAGGAUCAACAGCAGCCCGUCCAAGGAGUUAUCAGACAUCAACCGGAUGAUCCGGCAGGGUGGUGUGAGCAGGAAGAGAGCCUUUACCAUGGAAGGGGAUGUGAUGAUGUCAUCCACAUGUGACUCACCCAACAAAAGGGCGUGUCCAGAGAAUGGCAGCAGCCCAGAUGUUCUGCUGAAGCGUCUGCAGGACGUGGUGUCAGAGAGACAGAGUCACUGAUAGGCCAAGGGACAAGACCUUCCCUCCGUCUAAAAAAGGACAGCGGCUGGUCACAUAACAGUCGUCCAACCCGGUGGUUUAACUCGUGUUGUUCUUUUACUCACAAUGGUUUUUAAUCAGUCAAUUUUUUUUAUCCCCUAAUUUUAAUUUUAAUACCAACAUUACAUUAAAAAAAAUUAAAAUUCAUAUUAAAACCAGGCCAUUGCAAUCAAAUGCUCAGCGAUCUCCAAGAUGAUCGUUUGUUAUAGUGAAAUUCACUGGCAUCAGUUUCCUCAAUAUACUUAAGUCACUCGGGCCAUAAGCCAGGAUCUGUCCUCCAGGGGGUACCACCUGAAUGGACACGAAAACAAAAAAUGAUUGUGAAAGUAGAAAAACAUGCAAGAUCAUCAAAUUCUGAAAAGCACAAAGCGGGCGGUUCCGUAAGCACUUCCUGUCAUUAAUGAAUAUCACUAAACGCUUAAACGUGAAGCAUUUUUCUUUUAAAUCUUUGCUGGUGAUCGAUAACAGCAGAGUUACACAAUAAUCUGUGUUUUCUACUCAUGCAGGUUGUCCCCCCCAAAAAAGUAUUGUGUUUACUUCAACGCUCUGAGGGUUAGCUAUAAAUUGGAGUGCUGUGUCCAGUCCUCUGACCACCACUUGGAGACCUCUUGAGGUUUAUUGGGGUUCUGGUUUAAAAAAAAAAAAAAAAAAAAGAUAGUAUUAUUGAAAACAAAAUCAAUCUUCUCAAGAGAACGUUUGAUGUCAAUAAUUAUAUUUUUGUGGUCUUAAAGCACAAAAUAUACAUUUUAACUUGUAUGUUUUUUCCCCAGAAAGCUUCAUAACAUUGGAUUUCCCAAAUAACCUAACAGCUGCUAAAUAUGAUGCAGCCAGUAGGGGGCAGUAAAUGUACAUAUAUGAAGUAUACAUAGUUAUGCUUCGAUGCACACAGUGUGAGAUGUACGAACAUUACAGCAAAUAAUAAUCCAUCAGGUUUGUCUGGAGACGCACCAACUUUACUGGUGUGUUUUUUUUCCCUUAUAAUCUCAAAAUCAAACGUGUCGCACCACAGCAGUAUUAAAAUGUAAAAACUACACUUUGGAGGUUCAGAUGUUGAACUGUAGCGACUUCAGUUCUCGUUCUGAUCCAGACAAGCUCUCACUUAAAUCCUUUGAAUUUGUGUGUAUAUAGGUUUUUGAAAAAUGAGGCCGUGAUGUAAAUCGUUUGGUGUUGAACUUUAAUUCCACUAUGACAGCUGAGCUCUCUUUUGUUAAAGUGAUGAGACAACUGAACUCUUUUUCUUUUUUUUUAAUGUUUUGUGUUUCGUUUAAGUUUUUCCUGGAUAAGAAGUGAUGUCUUUUAAAAUGUGGCGUAGUCCUGGAACGAGGUGUUUGAAGGUGCGAUGGCUUCUACGUGUGUAGUAUCUACACAUCAUUUUAAAAUUUAGCGGAAUAUUUUAAAAUUCAUACAACAGCACCUGCUUUUUGUGUUGUAUAUAAAAGACAAAACUAAGGGCUGAAUGCUAAAUUAGAUUUGUGCCUGUUGACAGUCCCAAAAAACUGUCAACGGUGCAAAUCCCUCUGUAGUGUUAAAUGAGGGUAAAACGUGGGUUUUCUGCAAACUGUCAGCUUUUGUACAAUAAAACUUUAUUGAUUUUACUUU
Molecule: messenger RNA, 4966 nt
Organism: Thalassophryne amazonica
Lineage: Eukaryota; Metazoa; Chordata; Actinopteri; Batrachoidiformes; Batrachoididae
Gene: rbl1
Product: retinoblastoma-like 1 (p107)
Exons: 22
Coding region: 113-3328 (1071 amino acids)
Biological process (GO): regulation of transcription by RNA polymerase II; negative regulation of G1/S transition of mitotic cell cycle; cell differentiation
Cellular component (GO): nucleus; transcription regulator complex; chromatin
Molecular function (GO): RNA polymerase II transcription regulatory region sequence-specific DNA binding
Source: RefSeq, a predicted model, not a curated record